GGAAAUUUAGUAUAAAGGUCGGUGCCUGUUUCAUUGGAAGUCAUAAUCAAGUCAACACUUCAUCAAUUCGGAUUACUCUGCUAAACACACGUGAAAAUGCGUACUUUUGUGGUUUUAUGUUUGGUUGCCGUAGCUGCUGCUCAAUAUAAUUACAAUCCCCAGACUUCUGUCACUAUUGAUGGUGGUGUUGGUGUGAGAUCAGGCGACUUAUCUGGCGGUAAUAAUGGCGGUGUUGUUGCUUCCGUCAGCAACGACUACGACAAGGAAUUCUUCACCUUCUCCGCACCCGAAGCCGAUUUCGUUGACAAUACUGCCGCCGAAAAGAUUGCCGGUGCUUUGAAGAAGAACUUGCGUGUUGUUUUCAUCAAAGGCCCUGAAAAUACUGGUCUCGAAAAUGCUGUCGUACAAUUGGCCAAAUCCGCCUCCCAGGACCGUACUGCCAUCUAUGUGCUCAACAAACAAGCUGAUAUCGGAGAAUUGGCCAACAAAUUGAACACUUUGAACACCAACGCCAACAGCAAACCAGAAGUUCACUUUGUCAAAUACCGCACCCAAGCUGAUGCCGAAAAUGCCCAACGUACAAUUCAAGCUCAAUAUGAUGCUUUGCCUGGUACUAGCAAGAGCGCUAACGGCGGUAAUGCUGGAGUUUUGGACUUUGCCUCAAAGGUUACAGUACGGUCAAAUGCCGGUUCGAAAGGUGAUGUCGCUACUACCGCUACCUCCAACUCAUACCUUCCACCACAAUCGUCGUAUUUGCCACCCGGCAGAAAUUUCUAAAUUGUUAAACGAAAGUUUUGAUUUGUUAUCUAGUUUUUAGGAUAAGACUGUUGUUGUGCGUCUUCGCAUGAAAUAAAUUUUU
Molecule: messenger RNA, 859 nt
Organism: Musca vetustissima
Lineage: Eukaryota; Metazoa; Arthropoda; Insecta; Diptera; Muscidae
Exons: 2
Coding region: 97-777 (226 amino acids)
Source: RefSeq, a predicted model, not a curated record